This is a messenger RNA of Cavia porcellus (domestic guinea pig), 4701 nucleotides long. It is a transcript of the gene Nceh1, whose product is annotated as neutral cholesterol ester hydrolase 1. The coding region runs from base 115 to 1341 and encodes 408 amino acids. The record is from RefSeq and is a predicted model, not a curated record. Gene Ontology annotation, cellular component: membrane. NCBI's taxonomy places the organism in Eukaryota, Metazoa, Chordata, Mammalia, Rodentia, Caviidae. The transcript is spliced from 5 exons. Gene Ontology annotation, molecular function: lipase activity; carboxylic ester hydrolase activity.
GCUCCCGGGUUUAUAAGAAACCCGUACUGGAGCAGCUGCGGCUGGCAGAAACUUAGCGGAGAUCUGCGUCUGGCGUCGCCUCCUCGUGGAGCUGAGCCGAGCCAAGCCGGCAGGAUGCGGUCGUCCUGUGUCCUGCUCACCGCCCUGGUGGCGCUGGCCGCCUAUUACGUCUACAUCCCGCUGCCCAGCUCGGUGUCGGAUCCCUGGAAGCUGAUGCUGCUGGACGCGACUUUCCGGGGCGCACAGCAAGUGAGUAACCUGAUCCACUACCUGGGACUGAGCCAUCAUCUGAUCGCACUCAAUUUUAUCAUCAUUUCUUUUGGCAAGAAAAGUGCGUGGUCCUCUGCCCACGUGAAGGUGACCGACACUGACUUCGAUGGUGUGGAAGUCCGAGUGUUUGAAGGUUCUCCCAAGCCGGGCGAGCCACUGAGACGCAGUGUCGUUUAUAUCCAUGGAGGAGGCUGGGCCUUGGCAAGCGCAAAGAUCAGGUACUACGACGAGCUGUGUGCUGCGAUGGCAGAGGAGCUGAAUGCUGUGAUUGUCUCCAUUGAAUAUAGGCUGGUCCCACGGGUCUAUUUUCCUGAGCAAAUUCACGAUGUGGUUCGUGCCACGAAGUAUUUCCUGCACCCGGAGGUUUUGGAGAAGUACAAAGUGGACCCUGGCAGAAUUGGCAUUUCUGGUGACAGUGCUGGUGGAAAUUUGGCUGCUGCCCUUGGACAAGAGUUCAGUCAAGAUGCCAACCUAAGGAACAAGCUCAAACUGCAAGCAUUAAUAUAUCCAGUCCUCCAGGCAUUAGAUUUUAAUACACCCUCUUAUCAGCAAAAUGUGAACACCCCGAUCCUGCCCCGCUAUGUCAUGGUAAAGUACUGGGUGGACUACUUCAAAGGCAGCUAUGACUUUGUGCAAGCAAUGAUCAUUAACAAUCACACUUCCUUGGAGGUAGAAGAGGCUGCUUCCCUCAGGGCCCGUCUAAACUGGACCUCCCUGUUGCCUGCGUCCAUCACAAAGAACUACAAACCUGUUGUGCAGACCACGGGCAAUGCCAGGAUUGUGCGGGAGAUCCCCCAGCUGCUGGACGCCCGCUCCUCCCCACUCAUCGCAGACCAGGAGGUGCUGCAGCACCUCCCGAAGACCUACAUUCUGACCUGUGAGCACGACGUCCUGAGAGACGACGGGAUCAUGUAUGCCAAGCGUUUGGAGAGCGCAGAUGUGGAGGUGACCCUCGAUCACUUCGAGGAUGGCUUCCAUGGGUGCAUGAUUUUCACCAGCUGGCCCACCAACUUCUCAGUGGGAAUGCGGACGAGGAAUAGUUACAUCAAGUGGCUGGAUCAAAACCUGUAAAGGAAUAAAACCUUCCAAAGGCUCGAACCCCUCCUGACCUCCUGCAUCUGCUUUGCAAAGACGUGAACUUUUAGUUGCUGAAUCCCCCUCCUUUGGUUCUUGUGAUUCUUGAAUUCUCUAUUCUCUGUAGACUUUAUGAUAAUCUAAUUUUCAAAAGCGAAUCUGAGUAAGUGCAGAAAGAUCUGAAUUUAGUUUCCAAAGUGGGCCAUGCUUUCUGUUCUUUGUUUUCUAGCCAACUACUACUAUGAUCCACAGCUGCAAAACGCAGGAGCAGGGUUGGAAAUCGCUUUGGGUUCUGCCUCCUCAAGACAUUCUUUUCAGAAGAUGUCUUUCCAGAUGUGGAUGAUGGAACGACCUGCGAUGAGUUGAGAAACGGGAGCUCUUAAAGUUAUUAGAGCCGAUUGGAUUCAGAGCAGUGUUAGAAGUGUGUACUUUUAGCUCCGUGCUGGGGGCCAAGUGCCCUCCGUUCUUGGUAGAUGGUUUUGUUUCCUGUGGGGAUUUCAGCAAUGGCUUUCUAGCAAGACAGGUUCCUCGAGGAUAUGCUUUCUCUAGCGUGUUAAUUUUAUGAGAUAGCAUCUUUAAGUCCAUUUCAAUGAAAAUGAUACUUGAAGGUUACUUUCUAUUACUACUAUUAGAAAAUAGGAGGCUGCAUGCACUGAUUAUAUAUACGUUAUUAAACUUUUGUUAUUGUUUGGUAACAUUGUCUCCUUGGGGAAAUCUUUUGGGAACAAAUUUAUUUAGAUUUAGAAUAAAUUUUCCACUUUAAAAAAAAAACAGACACAGGAAACAAUCGUAAAAAUACUUCUGGCACAAAUUACCAAGAGCAGUGUGCAUAUAUUUGAUAUAGUCAGGAAAUAAAGAACAUUUACUAUUAAUUUAAAAUACUUUUCCCUAAUGAAAAAAUACCUUUAGAAGGUCUAUUCUUAAAAACUCAACUUUUUCACUUAUAUGGCUUUAAAAUAUGACUGUUUUGGUAAAAUAUAAUGUAUUGUUUAUUUUUUUAAGUUAUUUAAUGUUACUAUAUGUAGCUAGACUUAAGGACUUUCCUGAAAAAUGUCUGUAAUAAAUAUUAAAAGGAAUGGUAUUUUUAAAACUACCUUCAAAUUAUAUGCACAAGUAAUUUUCUGGAAAGAGAUAAAAUAUUAAUAGUACCAUAUAUUAGGAAAAAAUAUUUUGAUAGUUUAUAUGCAUAUACAAGAUAAAAUAAUUAGAAACUCUGCACCUAAUAAAAUUGUCUUAAGUUUAUGUUGGUUGGGCAUCCCUUAUCCAAAAUCUGAAAUGCUCCAAAAUGUAAAACUUUUAAGUGCUAACGUGAUUAUUACAAGUGGAAAAUUCCACACCAUGAAGAUUUUUUUUCAAUACAUUUUUGUAGUGCUGGUUAUUGAACUUAGGGACACCCAUGCUUGGGAGGCAAGCACUUUACCACUUAGCUACAUCCCUAGCCCUUUGUAUUUAUUUAUUUAUUUUUAUUUUGAGGCAGAUUCUCAUUAAAUUGCAUAGACUGGCCUCACAAUCCUGCCUCAGCCUCCCAAGUGGCUGGGAUUACAGGCAUGAGCCAUCAAGUCUACACUAUAAUGAAAAGUUAUUUCAUGCACAUUAUUAAAAAUAUUGUAUAAGCUUACUUUCAGCCUCUAAGUAUAUGUAAGCUUCACAUAUGAGUAUAUGUGAAACAUUAAUUUCUUAUUUCGAUUUGGGUCCUGUCACUAAGUUAUGUCAUGCAUGUACAAAUACUGCAAAUUACAGAAAAACAAAAUGCUUCUGGUCCUGGGCAUUUCACGGAAGAGACACCCAACCUGUAGUUUAAUAUGUUAGUCAGAACACACUGCUCCUCUCUGUUUUUUAUGGUCAGAGGAGCACUUAUUAAAUUCUUCUGGGUGAGGGGCAGGAAAACAUUGCCGGCUACUGUCUCCACGCCUCAUUCUGUCCUUCCAGCCAGGUCUACAAGUUCCAGCAGCCCAAGCUUACCAUCACGUAAAUCUGCACUGCCAGUGGGAGCGUUUUUGGGGUAAGGGGAAGCUUGAGUUCUGAGUUGGGGUGCAUACAGCCGUACUCUUUCCUGCCCCGCCCACUGCCCCCCAAUCUGUGCUACUUUUAGAGCAGGCAGAGAAGAGCGGUACAGCUGCACGUGGAGGGAAGGCCGAGCGCUCCGCUCCUUUAGAGGAUGGGCAUUUCCACAUCUAGCCGUGAGGUAACAAAUAAAAAUUUACAUGCCUAUUUUGUAUCUAUUGUAAGAGAUAGUGGGAUUUUGCGUGCAUAACACAAGUAAAUGCAACCACGACCGUAUUUGUGUGCAGUGGUGUGUGUAUAAGAAUAAUCAUGCAGGCCACCUUGCUGAUGUACCGAGGUGAGGCAUUCAUACCAUCUCUGGGUUUCUUCUCCCUUUCCUCUAAAAUCAGAGAGCUGAGUUACUGAUCUUUGAUUUGUCUUCUAGUCAUAAAUUCCAACCAUUUUUUUCAGACUGGACAAAUUGUAUUGGUGAUUUGUUGUUGUUGUUAAGUUGUAAUUUCACGUACAUAGACACACGUAUCAGUGAAGAUUUAUUUUCCUAAGAAAUCAAAAUUUUGGUUCUCAUUCUAUGAUAGCUACCAUCCUCCUAUGACACCUUGGUGGUGGUGGUGCGGGUGUCCCCGGGAUGGAACCCAGGGCCUCGGCAUGCCCAGCAAGUGCCCUGUGACUGAGCUACGCCAACAGCCCCAUUCCUGGGCUUUUGACACCGUUGAAAGAAUCUUGGUUUGAGUUUUUACUGCCUCUGAGAAACAGAACAUAUAAUCCAAGAGUUCCUUCGCAAAUGACCUUUCUCUCAGAAUUACAGACACAUUCUGUCGUGGUUACAUGAACAAGUGAUUUCAGAUUUUGGAAUAGCCCUCUGAUGAAAAGAGUGAAGGGUUAGGGUCAGCCACUGUUUCUGAGGAAGUACUUGAGUUCAUUGUUCUUUUUAUUACUAUGAAAAUGUUUGUGCUCUGUAGCUCUUUUCUAGUGUGUAGCUUUGCUUUGUUUUUCUAUUUUAUGAAAAAGUUGAUAACCUUUUUAUAAUAUUGUUUGUGAAACAGGAACAUUAACAUGUGAAGAAACAACCUGAAGUGCUGUAAAAUGUAGUGAAGUAUAAAUUAAUCGUACUGUUUUAUCAUUGCCCUGUGAAGAACUUAAGAUUAUUGUACAACUAUCUUGGUGGAUAUAAUGUUUUCUGCAUGAUAUUUUAACCUUUGACUUUUUGCCUAUUUCCCACUGCAAAGGGGAAGACAGAUUUUAUGAAGGAUUUUAGGAGCAAAUAUAUUUUGUAAAAUGAAAAUUCAGUGUGGAGAUGGCAAGGCAUCUCUUGUUUGGAAUCUUGUUUGGAAAUAAAAUGGCUCCACCUGGAAA